GUUCAUGUUUAGCGGCAAACCCAGUUAGUCUGAGCCAGUCAGUUGAGUAAUGACUGUUUGUUAUUAAACAGCAGUACAAUGGAAAGAGUUUUUUCACUGUUACGGUUGCUAUUGUUUUAUCUCUACUGCAUACAAAUUACCGAACAUUUACUGGUACAGGCUGCCGUGGUGACCAACACAAACAAUGAAGAUUGUCUAAAUCGUUUCACGAAUCCUGUCGAUAUGACAAACUGCAACAUAACGCAACUUAACCCGUACCACUUCGGCCGAGACAGUUUCAUCAAAUCCCUGGACAUGAGCAACAACGAGUUGUUUGACUUUCCUUCGAACGGAUCGGGAUUUCUCUACCAUGAACAGUUGAUUCAAUAUUGUUGUAUUAACUGUGGAAUCACUGCAAUUUACCGGGAUACAUUUGCCGGGCUUCGUCAGUUGAAAUCGAUCAAUCUAAGCCAUAACCACAUUAAAACAAUACCAGCCGAAGCAUUUAAUUAUAAUCGGCUACAAUUCCUGUUUCUAGCGAAUAACCAAAUCCACCGAUUUAACGAGCGGCAUGAACUGGAAACUAUGCAACACCUAAUGCUGUUGGAUGUCAGCGCUAACAAAAACUUUAAUCUGUAUGAUCUAUCGAUGGAUUUUCGGAGAUUGGAGCGAGUACAUUGUAGUAACUGUAACCUUUCCAGUGUCAGUGGGCAGUGGUUUUCCAAAAUUGCUCGCCUCAAAAAACUGCAUCUGGAUAGCAACUCUAUAGAUGCGCUGACGGAGGACUGUUUCACCAACAACAGUGUACUGCACUUCCUAAAUCUGAACAACAAUCCUAUACAGGAACUAAGUUUGACAAGUGAAAGUCUUGAAACACUGAGUUGUAUUAAAUGCAAUAUAUCACGCCUCACUGAGAAAAAUUUUCAGCAGCUCCCUAGUUUAAGAGUACUACAGCUACAGAACAAUAAUAUACAAAGGAUAGAUCCCGCUACCUUCGCAUCGAACACAAUGUUGAGAACGCUUCUGCUGGACAACAAUAAUCUUACGAGCUUUCCGAUAGAGAUUCUACGGACAUCUCGAGCCCUGCAGCAGUUAUGUAUCGACAAUAACUAUUUCCAUCCCACGCCGAACUUCAAACAGCUCAGCGAUUUAUACAAAUCAUUGCAACUGCGCAAAGACUGCGCCGCAGGGCAGCAUCAUCAUUUUGAAAAAAUCGUUCCAAAUAUAGAGGCGGAAGGAAGUUCGCUGUACGAAAAAGAUCUCCCAGCCUGCAACAGCACUGUGAGCAUAGCAAACCGCAAUGUGAUAUUCAUCGAUCCGAUGGCUUACGUGGCCUGUGAAGCACUUACAGCCUUGAACAUGGAUGACAACUCGAACUUUAGCUUCCACAAGCACUACCCGCUGCUCUACAGUGAAUCUCUAGAAAGUUAUUCCUGUGAAUCGUGCGGAAUUGAAAUAAUCUACGAAGACACAUUUUCUCAUCUGAAACAGCUACGACGAAUAUUUUUAAAAAAUAACCACCUGACAAAAAUAGCCUUUGAAGCAUUUGAUUCAAAUACUCAUUUGAACCACAUUGAUUUCGGUGGAAAUGAACUGCAACUGUUACCAGUGCGAUUGCUUUCGUUGCACGGAAAUGUGUCUACCUUAAACCUGAAUAACAACAGAUUCCUCUCAUUCACCUCAACUGUACCAUUCAUCGAUCAACCGGUUGUCGAAACAUUUAAUGCGAAACAUUGUGCGAUAAGGAACAUCACUAGUUUAAGCUUCCUCUCAAUGCCAAAUUUGAGGGAAAUUUAUAUUUCCGACAACCCAAUCCAACACAUUGAUCAGCGAGCCUUCGAGAAUAAUCCGCAACUACGGGUUCUAGAUUUGUCCAAAAGCCAUCUGCACGUGUUUCCUGUAACCGCUAUCGUACAUUUAAAACAACUGGAAAUGUUUUGUCUAACUGGAACGAGUCGAUACGAGUUUACUAAUCCUGUCUUACGGGAAAACAAUGUACAAUUGAAAAAGUGGAUUCUUACGAAGGCCUCGAACUGCAACGAGGAGUUUAUCCAAAAGCUGCCCGAUGAUAUACCAUCGAGUACCACUUCCCGAAUAGAGUUGGCAGCGAUAGCUGAAUUUAGAACUAGUGGUUCCGAUUGGGGAUGCACAAGGUCGGGUAUUACCGGAUUUAUAAUCACAAGCCUACACCUGAUUAAGCAGUGGGUGCAGCAUUCUAUAUAAAAAGGCUAAAGGUGGAUUAUUUCAUCUCUUUUGUAUUCCGUCGGCACGGUCGGUACCAUAACGCAACUAAACCCGUGACACUUCGGUGGUGAUCGUAUUAUUAAAUACGUGGACAUGAGUGUAUAUGAGUAGUAUACAAAGCUGUGGUGACAAAACAAUAGUAUACAAAGCGUAGAUCCUGCUUCCAUCUAAUCAAACGUAAUACUGCUGGACAACAAUGAUCUUACGAGCUUUUCGAUAGAGAUUCUAUUUGAUGAUUUCCAGUUACUGUUGAAAUAACUGGAAAUGUUUUGUUUUAACGAAACGAGACGGUACAAGUUUUCUUAUCCUGACCUUCGGAGAAACAAUGUGCAAAGGCUUCGUACUGUAGCACGGAGUUUGCUGAAAGCUACCGGGUGAUAUACCAUCGAGUACUACUGCCCAAACUGAGUUGUCAGCAAUAGAUGAUCUUCACAGAACCAGUUGUUCCGAUUACUACUACUGGAAUCAGCGUUUCCAUAUCAAUUUCGUCGAUAUCUGGAAAAAGAAACAAAAAAUAUCUGGAAAAAAUCUGGUAGUCAUUUCGUUGGACAAAUGGUAAUUUUUUCGGAUACAGUUCUUGAGGUACAAUAUCGCACGCUCAGCCUUGGGGCUAAUAGCGGUCUCGAUCAACUAGAUUAUUUGAGAGAAUUCGUUAUCGAUAUUGUUUUUGACACUUUUUGUAUGUGUAGGAUAAGUACAACGAUACACCGUGCCCCAGUGCUGAGUCGAGGAAAUUUCCAGCUCGAAAAGAUCCUCGACUCGAUCGGGAAUCGAACCCGAUAUCACAACCGUGUGGGAGAGCUAGCCGACCGACAUCGCUAACCACAGAGCCACGGGGAGCACGGUCAUUUUAACAUUUUAUGAUGUGAUGUAAUUGAAAAACUGGAAGUGACGACGUUUUUGCGAGACAGAAAAAAUUAAAUCUAGAUAAAUCUAGACCUGUUAUGAAAAAUCUGGGGAAAUUGUACAACAAAUCCAUUUAUCUGGAUGCAUGUUUAAAUAUCUGUAUUAUCCAGAUAAAUCUGGCAACACUGGCUGGAAUUCAAAGCACCAUUUAGCAGUUGUUCUGGUGAUGAGUACAACAUAGGAUGCAUCGUAGGUGAACGAGCUUUAUUUAAUAUCGUUCGGUUUUCGUUGGUACAUUUCCGUCACUAUUGUACCAACCAUUAACAGAUAAUAGAAAAGUACCACUCCAAGAGCUUAUCGCAUUUGCAGGCAAUGUCAGUGCCAUGUGCCGAAUCGGUAUCAAAGUGAAAAUAAAAGAUAUAUACAAAACUAUAUAGGGUAUCGAACGUCUUCGUCAGUAGUUUUCUUCGGCCCCCUUUUGCAUAAGAUUGCUGCAGAAAAACUGCCGAAGAAAACCACUGACGAAGACGUUCGAUACCCUAGCCAAUGAAAAUCAGAGUAUGAAAAGACGAUACAUAGCAAAGAUAAAGUGUAAUACGGUACCAAGAUGCCGAACUUCAUUUGUAUCGCUGACUAUCCGAGGACAGACGCGAAAUCCAAAAACUGCGCAUAGAGAGCAACAUUUUGUGACCACUACCGUGCAUGCUCUUCCAAGUCUGCGCAAUAGUAUUACAGUUUAGUAUUAGUUUAACCCGAAUCAGCCCAAUGGUGCCAUAUGGUCAUAUGAAAAAUUAAUGACAUUUCCAUCGUUCAACAAAAUAUUGACGCAUAAAGUUAGUUUAGUUUUGUACCCUGAACGUUGCAGCUAUUGAGAGUUGAAAAAAGUACAAUAUUCACGGAGAAUUCUGGUCAGAUUCGGGUUCACGGAUUAUGUUUUAUUCGGGCAAAUCAGAACGGAUUCUUCUCCGUUGUAACGUAAGUUCACUUUUAUUUUAGUAUAUAGUAAUUAGGUAUUCAAGGAUUCACUUACAACAAAAAGUUACUUCGUGUGUCCAAAUUAUUUUAUUACGUAUUUUCAAUUGGUGCUCCAACAAGGUUACUUAAUUUGUGUAAACAUUACACACUCAAACAGUACUUAGGGAAAAAUUCUUACUGCCGUGCCGGGAUUUACUGUGAUGAUGAAGAUUCUUACGCUGUAUGUUUCACUAUACAAAUACAUGACACAAAAUAGACUAAAGAGACAGUUUGAGAAGUAAACGAGAAAAUCUCCCUUAAUCGACCUGACAGUGAAGAAACCUUUAUCAUACUUAAUAAAGUACCAGGAAUGGUCGAACGAUAGCACAAUACAACGCCUUCAAGCAAUGGGGAUCUA
Messenger RNA from Wyeomyia smithii (pitcher-plant mosquito), 4441 nucleotides. Its product is annotated as leucine-rich repeat-containing G-protein coupled receptor 4-like. The transcript is spliced from 2 exons. The coding region runs from base 79 to 2202 and encodes 707 amino acids. NCBI's taxonomy places the organism in Eukaryota, Metazoa, Arthropoda, Insecta, Diptera, Culicidae. Gene Ontology annotation, molecular function: protein binding. The record is from RefSeq and is a predicted model, not a curated record.